This is a messenger RNA of Racocetra persica, 954 nucleotides long. The record is from the annotation of a GenBank genome assembly. NCBI's taxonomy places the organism in Eukaryota, Fungi, Glomeromycota, Glomeromycetes, Diversisporales, Gigasporaceae.
AUGUUUCAAUCUAUAAAUAAUGUCCAACUUGAAACUAUAGUCCAAUCUAUAACUAAUGCUCAACCCGAAACUAUGGUUCAAUCUAUAACUAAUAUCCAGCUCCAAUCUGAUAUUAAGGAUCAACUUGAAGCUAAAGAUCAACCUGAAAUUAAGAAGCAACUUAUAAAUACAAAACAGCUUAUAGCUGGAGACAGUAAUAAUCUUAAUUGGAUAUUUGAAUUGCAAGACAUAUUUGAAAAUUCAUUUCAAUUACAAGACAUAUCUGAAGGUUUAUAUCAAAAUAUUGAAGAAUCAUAUGAUAAUUUGUAUGAGAAUAAUGAGCCAGAGGAUAGCAUAGUGAGUGAAAUUUAUAGUGAUUUGGAUGAAGAUAGUUAUGAGGAUGAUGAGCCAGAAGAUAGCUUUGAAAUAAGAACUGUAAAAUCUGAAAAAGAAGAGGACAAAGAAUCAGUUUGUAUUGAUUAUAAGUUUACAGUAAAUGCAUCAUAUCGUAGAUCUAAAAAUCUAGUAUUUGUUAACAAAUUUGUUAGUCAACAUAACCAUAACUUACAAAAUCAAGAUUCUCUUCAAGAAUUUUUACCAGCAUUAUACAAAAUACCAGUUUUAAAAAAAAUAUUAAGAAAAAAAUAUCCAAAUCAAGAUAUUCAUUCUCAAGAUCUUUACAAUGCAAUACAUAAAUUCAAGACUGAUACUCAAGUUAAAAAUAAUGCUGCUGCACUUCUUGAAUAUUUAGUUCAAUUAUUAAAUGAUUCUAAUCAAAAAAGUCAUAUAGUAGCAAUAGCGGUAGUGUGUGAUGAAAUGGUUUCAACCUAUGAAUGGAUCUUAGAACAAACAAAACAUGCAAUAGAAGACCUUCAACCAAAAACACUUUUUAUUGAUACAGACCCAGCAAUACAGAUUGCAAUAAAUAAUCAAUAUCCCAAAAUAAUUAUAAAGCAUUGUGCUUUUCAUAUCUGA